UCACCAUUAGAUUAAGGACUAAAUUGCAUGGAAAUACAGAUUUACAAAACAAAAACAUCGACAGAGAAAGAAGGGAGGGAAAAACGGACGGAAGAGAUAAGGGAGGCAGCUUAAGGAAUAACAUUUCUAGUCGUGCCCGGCAUGCUGCCUGUUCGGCAUAAAUAAAUUCACACAGACCUCUCAGUCUGCAACUACAGACCUGGUUACGGUCUCUUUGACCCUGGACAACGGGAACAGGUGAAGAUACGGAAGAAAGGAUGAUAAAACUAAGAAGAAAGGGAUAGACUGUUGAUGGAGCUCCUCCUCCCCCCCUCCCCUCUCGGUUCUCUCUCCUCCUCUCCCUCCCCCUGCUCCUCUAUGCUCAGUUCGGUGUGUGUCUCCUCUUUCAAAGGGCGCAAGGGUGGGAACAAGUCGUCCAACAAAGCAUGUUACAGCGCAGACAUGACUUGUCCUUCAGACAGCGAGAAAAUAGUGAUAAACUGCGGGGGGGUUCGGCACGAGACUUACCGCAGCACACUGAAGACGCUGCCUGGGACCCGCUUGUCCUGGCUCACGGAGCCAGAUGCGUUCAGUAACUUUGACUAUGACCCCAAAUCCGACGAGUUUUUCUUUGACCGUCACCCCAACACCUUUGCUUUCAUCCUCAACUAUUACCGCACAGGGAAGUUGCAUUGUCCCAACGAUGUCUGCGGUCCUCUCUUCGAGGAGGAGCUCGCCUUCUGGGGUAUCGACGAGACGGACGUGGAGGCUUGCUGCUGGAUGAACUACCGACAGCAUCGGGACGCCGAGGAAGCGCUGGACAGCUUCGAGACGCCCGAGCCGGACCUCCCAGAGGACGACCCUGCGCUAACGGGUGGUGCGGACGGGGACUUGAAGAGGUUGUGUCUACAGGAGGAUGGUCGCAACACCAGCUGGUGGAGUAUCUGGCGGCCCCGCAUCUGGGCGCUGUUUGAGGACCCCUACUCCUCGAAAUACGCCAGGUAUGUGGCGUUCGGCUCGCUCCUGUUCAUCCUCAUCUCCAUCUCAACAUUUUGCUUGGAGACACACGAGGCCUUCAACACCAUCUACAAUAAGACAGAGAACGUGACAGUGGGGAACGUCACGAAGGAGGAGAUUGUGUAUGAGGUAGUGACUGACAACUGGCUGACCUACGUGGAGGGCGUAUGCGUCAUCUGGUUCACCAUCGAGGUGUUCGCCCGUGUCAUCUUCUGCCCGGACAAGGCCGAGUUCUUCAAGAGCUCGCUGAACAUCAUCGACUUUGUAGCCAUCCUGCCCUUUUACCUGGAGGUGGCGCUGAGCGGCCUCUCCUCUAAAGCGGCAAAAGACGUGCUGGGCUUUUUGCGUGUGGUGCGAUUCGUCCGAAUCCUGCGAAUCUUCAAGCUUACUCGCCAUUUCGUGGGGCUGAGAGUGCUGGGUCACACUCUCCGCGCCAGCACCAAUGAAUUCUUGCUUCUUAUCAUCUUCCUUGCUCUCGGAGUGCUCAUCUUCGCCACUAUGAUCUACUACGCCGAGCGCAUCGGCGCUGACCCGGCUGACCCCACGGCGAGCGCCCACACCACCUUCAAAAACAUCCCCAUUGGCUUCUGGUGGGCAGUGGUCACCAUGACAACACUGGGCUAUGGUGACAUGUAUCCAGAAACGUGGUCUGGUAUGUUAGUGGGCGCCCUGUGCGCCCUGGCGGGCGUGCUGACCAUCGCCAUGCCUGUGCCCGUCAUUGUAAACAACUUCGGCAUGUACUACUCUCUGGCCAUGGCCAAGCAGAAGCUGCCCAAGAAAAAGAACAAGCACAUCCCGCGGGCUCCGCAGCCUGGAUCGCCCAACUACUGUAAGCCAGAUGCCCUGGCCAUGGCCACUGCCUCGCCGCACAGGAUCAUGGGUAAUGUGCUGGGCGGUAUGGUGGGCUCUGGAAGCAUGGCAGGAGACUGUCCUCUUGCACAGGAGGAAAUCAUAGAGAUUAACAGAGCAGACUCGAAGCAGAAUGGGGAUGCUGCAAACGCAGCUCUGGCUAAUGAGGACUGUCCCACCAUAGAUCAGGUGCUGGGGCCAGAUGACAGGAGUCCGGCCACUGGUGGGUUGGGGACAGGCACGGGGCGUGAACGUUACCCCCACGAUAGGGCCUGCUUCCUUCUCAGUACCGGAGAGUUCCGCACCACAGACAGCAAUGUCAGGAAAGGUUGUGUCGUGUCAUGCGUUUCUGCUGGCUACGAGAAGUCCCGCAGCCUGAAUAAUAUUUCGGGGAUGACAGGGGCCCCCCUGCGCCUGACCCCCAUUACCCCCAUCAACAACCCACCUUACGAACCCUACGAGUCCCCUGGCCCUCUGCGGCGCUGCCGAUCCCCCAUACCCUCCAUUCUGUAGCACAUCUUAGGGAAAGGCAAAGAAAAAAAGACACUCAUGCACCGUCAUACCGCAAUAGUAGUAAUAAUCAUGAUAACGAUGCUAAGUACUCACACCUCCGCUCCUCCGUUGACUGGACAGGGUGGGGGUACACACCACUCUUUUUAAUAUGUCGUGCCUCAAAGGGAAUGGGAUAAAUUUAUUUAGGGAUUUAGAGCUUUAAGUACUAAAACGACUUCAUCACAUAUACUUCAGGCAAUAUUUCAGACAGGCAACUAAAAACAAUUAUAUGCUGUAACGUCAGCGGAUUAUGCCUUAUUAUCGAAGAAAAAAAAAAAAGAAGCACUGAAUAUUAUUAGGAUAAAACUCCUCACUGGUCGAUAGGCAGCGACGAGUACCCUGUAGGAAAUCUUUCCCUGUAGUUGAAUGACAGUAGUUGGCUUUCCCACAUGUUCCUGCCUGAUUGCUGGUUGUAUAAAAAAAAUGAGACCGUGAUCCAGCAGGCUUAUUCAUUGAGUACUAGUCGCUGAGAUCAGCUUUGAUACACCAUUAUAGGCCUUGAAAAAUCCACUUCAUAUCAAAGCUUGGAAUGAUAAAGGUCAUAGGUCACAGACAACAUGCAAGUAGUUCAAGUGCAUGCAAGAAAAGAUGUCCGUUAGGCAAGUAGAAUAUAUCUAAACUCCCAAUUCCCUUUAACUGCUAUGAAGAUUUGAAAAUGAAUGCACUGUAUGCUGGACUGAUUUGAACUUACAAAUAAGCCCUGCAGUAGAGAAUUAAUGGAUUGGAUCAUUUUGGCUGAUUUGACUGUGAUGAAGGAGUUUUUGGUGAUUCAGGCCAUAGAACAUGAUGAGUAUUAUUAUUAUUAUUAUUAUUAUUAUUAUUAUAACACAAGGACUUAAUUAUUCACACACAGAGUAUUUCCUACAGCAACAUUUGUUGUCACUCAAUAUUUAAAAAAAAUAUAUAAUUCACACCGUUGUUAAAAUUAUUAUGCUAUUUAUUUAAGACAAAGAAAAAUGCUUAAACCAUUCUUGUGCAAUAUCAACUAUUAUGAUGACCUCAGACCCUGAGGAGCUGGAGAUGAACCCUACAAACUUUACUAUGUGCAACUAUUAACUGUAAAAGAGAGACCGAGUACUGAUCAUUACACACACAAAAAAAAAAAAAAGAGGCUAUUUUUGUACUAAGCAUUUGGACAUUGCGAUUCGGAUUGGGGUUUGGAGUUGCGCGGGUGGCUUUCAGUUGACAUUUUGGGAGGACAGGAUAUCGUGCUGUUGCAUGGAGAUCUACAAUUAAUGUGUUGGUUUUUGUAUUUUGACUCUACAUAUUCAACACCAAGUACCACGAAACAAAAAGAGCAGUGGUCUGGACACAUGGCAAAAAAAAAUAAAAAAAAUAAGAAGGAGCCAUCCUAUUAAGGGCCUAUAACCUUCUGCACUUCUUCUGGACCCUUUCCAAUUUGUAUACUAGUGCAUGAAGGAACUUCCUUUAAAAUAUAUCCUUUCCUAUGGUAUUUCCUCAUAAAUAUGAAGACAUAUCAAGCUGAACUGCACUCCUCACUGCAUAUUCGCAUAUCCUGUGGUGAACCAGAGAGUGGCCUCAAAGUUUUCCUACUAAGGGCAAGAAUUAGCUGGACCUCAUCAUCAACAUCAUCGGCAUUACCCUCCCUCAUUAUAAUCAUUUUCUGAUUACUGUUAUUCCUAUUAUUUGAAUGCAGUAUUUGAAUCAGUUCAGUUUGUUUUCUCUUUGGUCCCCUUUUUUUCUUUCUCUGUUUAUAUAUAUAUUUUGCCUGCUCUGUCUCUCGGAUGCUGACCUUCGUUCCAAUAUAAAGGAGGGAACAUUGAAUGGAUGCUGGAUUGACAGCGGUCAGUAAGAGAAGAAAAAGAAAAGAUGACAAAAUGAACUCUCUGUAAUGCAGAUAUAUGAGCCAUAUGUUUCACUGUGCAGGGGAUUUGUGUCGAUCUGCUGCAUCUUUGAGUGCACAGAUGCAAAACACACCUCUGGUGAAGAUAUCUCUGCAAUGGCAGCUCACAAAGCUUCUUCUUGUCUUUCUCUCCAUGUGAAACAACAGAAAACCUGGGGUAUAAGUGACAAAAUUUGAUCACAAAGCAAAGUAGCAUUAUUUAUUUAUUUACUUGGAUGAUUUUAUUUUCUUGCAACUGAAAUAUUUUACAUACCCAUAUCUAAUUAUUUAUUAAUUUUCUACAGUUCAUCUGUAAUCAUUCUUUUGAAUUUGAAUCAAUAUAGUUUUCUUUUGUUUUCAUGUGUUUUUGCUACUGCCGCAUUACCUGUUACACUCCUCUUUCCCUCCUCUCUUCUUUCUUGGUUAAAGACAUUCACUGCUAGAGUGAAGAAAAUCAUGGAGGUUGUUGAUUACAUGGAGCAUCUGCAUGGCUGCAGCAAACUGAUGUGUGGCACUGUGCUUUAAUGAGUAAAACACCAAUCAUUAGUCAUCUGCAUGUGCGCUGCACUGCUUUAUGUACAUGCUUCAUAUACAUUGAAGGUCUCAGGACAGUGAGCGAGGGCCAUCUGCUGGAUGUAUGCGACGCCACACGUGUGCUCUGUGUAACUGGAGUGUUCAGUUAGACAUUUAAGAGUAGACAUUGUUUUUUUUGUUUUUUUGUUUGUUUUUUAAAUAACCAACAUGUUAUUCAGCCAUACAAAGGCAAAAUGCAGUAACUACACAACGCAGUUUUCAUAGUUGAGCCAAACCCCAUCCAUCAUAAAACAGAUUAUAAUCCAAGAGAUCUGAUUUUGCUUAAAACUCAAUUUUGAACAUGUGCGUUAACUGCGUUUUGUCUUUGCACAGGAUUGUUUGUGGCAAAUGAUCUAACAUAGAUUUUUUUAAGUCUUUUAAAAGGUGUCUAUUAAAAAUGUAUGUUACAAGGUGCCUUGUAAAACAAGCAAGUGCAAGUGUGUUAUGUAUUACCUUAAAUGACCUGGUAUGUUUAGAAGGAGGGAGACUAAAAUCCCUGUAUAAUUCAGGUCCAGCCAAAACACCGUUUUAGUUCUCACCUUGUGUCUCUUCCAUGUCCUUCUCCUCCUCUUCAUCUCUCUUUUCUUUGUGUUUUUUAAUGCUCUUUAUGAGGGUGUAUAGUUCAGGUCUUAAUGAUAUGUACAGUUUUGAAGGUUGACUUUGUAAUUUCCACAUGCAUGGAUUUCUAUUGCGAGCAAUAAGGAAAUUAUAAGUCUAUAUAUCUCUUUUGAUAAGAAAAUGUAUUUUGUCAACGAGGUUUAUGUAUGUUUGUGUGUACAUAUGGAUGUGUAUAUUCAUAUGCACAUGCAUAUUAAUGAUUUGCAUGAAACAAAUGUACAAACAAUUUUUUUUUUCAUUGCUGUUUUGUUAACAAUCUGUCAUUUUUGACUUGAUUGCUGUUGGGGGCGGGGCUUAGUUUUGCAUGCUAAGAUGCUAUUGGGUGGCAGAGACCAUUACGACUGUUGUAUUGAAUAGGGGGUUUUGAAUGUGCUUUAACUAUGUACAUGUUUGAUUUAUUUUUCUUUUCUCUGUUAGACAUCAAAAGCAUUGCAAAUGGUCAUUUUAUGAUUUAUUCUUUUUCAUCUUUUCACAGAGAACUAUUCUGAAAGCCCAGUGCUUAUCAGAUAUAUGCAAAAAGAAGCAGUAACUGUGAACUAAGACUAGAACAGAAAAUCCACUUCUUCCUUCACAAAAACAUUCCCAUACGAACACCUGAGCCCCUGAACCAGUAUCAGCUCCUGUGCAACUCCAUCUUAGUUUGUAUUCUCAUCUCAUGACCCCAUCAGUCUUGUUUAAUCAUCUUAGUUUUGCAUUAUUAACGAGGAGAGUAGUAGUUCUGUUUCCCCUUGCUGUUGUGUUAACCUCAGUUCUAGCUCCCUCUGCUGGUUUUAUGGGGGAUGAACUGACGUACGUAGCAUUCGGUGUUGUAGAUCAUUAGCACUCUUUGGUCACUUUAGAGGCUAAGAAUACUGAUUUUAGCCCUUAAUGUUUACCUGUUCUAUAUAAGAUUAAAGAAAAAGAUACAUUAGACAUUUUUAACAGACUCAGACCUGAAGGAUUUCCUGUCCUCUCCUGUGUGGUGAGUGAAAACACUCACUAAAGUCACUAAACAAAAGCACUGAUCAGAGCAGAGAGAAAGAUGCUAAUGCUAACAAGUCUGCUCACUACAGCAAUGCAUGUUUCCACACAUACAAGAUAGCUAGCACUUAGCAUCCUAGUGCAUUUUGUGGUUUUGCUGUGUGUAGUCUAUCUGUGAAGGUGUAGUCAGGGUGGACAGAGUGGAUGGAAGAGCUCCACUUAUAUCCCUUUAUCUAAAUCUUGAAGUUAUGAUGUGGAAGAGCCAGGCCUCCCUGCCACUAGUUAGCUUAGUUAGCAAAUGCCCUGGUGAGCUGAGGCUGCAUGCGAUCAUGGAGGACGAUGUAAAUAAUUCUCUUGUACACAGACUGCAUGUGGAGUUAACAGCACAGCAACUAUUGUUUGAUUCAUAUGUGGCAUUUGAAACGGGGAGAGCAGGUCGAGUUCAAAUGAUUAAGCGACAUUACCCAGUAUCCUCUCUGUCUCUGUCAGACUUAUGCUCCCCUGUCACUACUCAGGUAAAUCUCUUUUUGUUCGUCUAUACCAGUGCUUCCAAAAUGAUGUCAUUCGAAACAAAGAGAGACGGAUGAGUUACGAACACCCCGUGUACACAUGCAUAAGUGUAAAUAUGAAAUCAUUUUUGAUCCCAACACUCAUUGCAAGUCUUCCUUUUCCACAGUGUUCUUUAUUUUGUCAUUUCAUCUUUCAUUUUCAUUUAUUCCCAACUACAAACUCUUACUGCUUCCAAAUAACAACCAAAAAAAAAAAAAGCCCGGAGGACAUUAUGAGAAACCGAGGAAAAAUAAUCAGUGAUUUGUUUAAAAAAAAGAAAAAAGAAAAGAAAAAAAACUUUUCAAACAUAGUCUGCCAUAAGUGGAUUACAAAAAAAAAAAAAAAAACUAUGUGGAAUCAGGAUGCAACCAAAAUCAGGACAUGAAAGCAUGAGGGUCAGAUGGACAGAUUGUGUGUUUGGGGAGCAGAGUAUUGGGAGGAUUGUCAACAAAUGAAGAAAGGCAUCGUGAAAUGGAGGACAGUUUGAGGAAGAAAGAAAAAAAGCAAAGAGAGGAGGAAGGGAGCUGAACGCUUCUCAGUGUAAGAAUUGCUGAGCUUCUGAACUGCCCCAUUUUUCAAGCUCCCCAACUGCAAAACCUGUCCAGAGGCAACCACCAGGGUGACUGCAGGAAUUAGAGAUGGCGAAAGAGAGAAAACGAGAGAUGAAAGGAGUGCUGCGCUAAACCCACUUGAAGAAAACAUUGUAACGCUCAUCUCUCCAUUACUAAUUUAAACCCCCAACAUAGGUGCAAUAAGCAUAAGAUAUCACGUCCUGGAAGGAUGUGGAACACAUUUUCUUCCUACCGGGAUUUCCGGCCUUGGGAAAAGGGUGGGAUUCAGCAUACAAACUGUAGUAUGUCCUAGCAAGACCCUUCCUGGUGGAAAUGGAUGCAGUUUUAAAGUGACGAGAACUAUUUUUGUGGGGUGUUCCACCAAGAUAAAUGCACCUGAAAGUGGACAACAAAACCCUCAAUCCAGUCUCAGAUACAAAUAAUGUGUGGAAAAACACCCAUCAUGCUCUUCAACGCUAUGCAAUUCAACCACACAUUCACAGGCGAGUUCAUCAAGCACUUCGAUUGAGCAGUUUAUCAGCCAAACUUUUUUCCACUCCUUUAACUUUUGGAGAUCUUGCACGUGCUUUAAAUGAAAAUAGACAGCGGCGUCAUUGGCCUGCUACAUUCCUAUAUCGUACAAACAGUUUCCCCAUUCAUCCAGUUGUUCAGAGUGUCCUUCUCAGGGCCCACGGAAAGGUAACUUUGUCCACUAUGAAGAAAAGAGCGUCAGCCUCUCUCUUUUCUCUCUCUCUUAGUUCAGCUCUCUGCAUCUCAGCAUUUCUGUCCAAUUGUAGAUGAACUGCAUGGCAUGAAUGAGAAAAAAAAGAAAAAAAAAAAAAAACAGAGAGAAAGAUGGUAGAGAUCAUGCUGAGAGGAGCAAGAGGAAACCGUAGACAGGACCGCUCUGUUUGCACAGUACAAUAUGGGUAACUCUGGACCAGUGGAUGGGGUCACGGAUAAAAAACGCAGGUCUUUCACCUUCAUGUGGGGAACACAAAAUACAACAUAAGUGCAUGACACCCGUUGAAGGACAGAGGGGUUUUUAAGUGGACUGGAUGAACUAUGAACAAAAGCUGAAAAAAAAAAAAGAGAAAAUUAAAAAUGCAUUUUUCUCACUUUGUUUACCAGCAUGACUAAACUGCAUGACUUCUGCAAGCCCUGAACCCCAAAUUAGAGGGCUUGGAAUCACUAAACACUGAAAUCAAAUGGAAACAAUACAAGUUUAUGCUAAAUGCUACUAAAUUUAGAAAAAAAAGAGAAUAUAUUUAAAAAAGAGAGAGGCUCUAUAUUUUGUUUUUGAAUAAAAAAGAAUAAUGUAAAAUAUAUAGGAUUGCAAGAUUCACACAGUUUUGUUGGAUAAAAGAUAAACAAACCCCACUGAGUCUAGCUGAAUGACGAGACAAACUCCUUUAACUACUACUGCUCCCUACAUGGCUUCAAGUGACAUUUCUUUUCUUCUCUUUCUCCGCCGUUUCACCCCUUACUUGAACUCUCCUGGCUCUCUGCUCUGCCCUUCACGAUCUCCCUCAGUCAUGGCAGCCUCCAGCAGUGGCACGACAGCUCCUCUGGAGACCUCCGACACCUACAGGGCUCUUUUCUUUUGACGGUUAUGGGUCUAAAGAGCAAGGUGGAAGGGGAUUUUAAGGCUGUGGGUGAAGGUUUCUUUUUAAGUUGAGUCCUGAUGGAAAGUUUUGGGUUGUUUUGCAAUGUUUGUUCUUUUUAUUUCAUCCACAUGUUGUGGGUAAAUCAAAGCUUUAUCCAUCAAAAGUGAGCCUGAGUCCACUUAAUAUCAAUAGUGAAUAUUAGCAUUGUGUGAACUGCUGUGUCUUGAGACCCUGAGUACUUACAUCGCAAAGCACUAUUGUCCGAUCAGGAAGCCAUAAUGUGAGAGUAGCGCCACCGUCUGAGCUCAAACGUGCUCAGGAGAACAUGCUGGUUCAGAACCCUGAACAUGGUUUUGUAGUUCUUAAGUUGUCCUGGUUUUGUUUAAGAUGUUGACAUUAGCACUUAUUUCAUUCUAUAAUUUAUUUUCUGAAUAAUUUUGGGUGGUACAGAGUUUUGACAAGAUUUUUUUUCAAUCAUUUAAUAUAUAUAUUUUUUCUGGAUUACGAGAUUUUAUCAUCAAAGUUUCAAAAAAUGAUUUGCAUAUGCUGAGCACCCACUAAAACCAGCCAAAAUGGACUUCCUUAUUAACUUAGCAGCAGAUUUCUGAUAUUAGCAUUGGAGGACAUAAUUCCAACAAUAUCACUUUUAAAUCAUAGAUUACACAUGUGAGCAACUGUUUGACUGUUUGUUCAGAACUUUUCUUGUCGUCUUUGUUUCACCAACAAGAUAUGAACCACGUUAUUUUCAAAAGUUCUUGUCUAAAGAGUCUGGUUAGGUGUUAAGAGUAUGUUUACAUUGAUUUAUGUCAUUUAAAGUGUCAUUUGUUGUCUUAAAACCCCAUGACCGUGUUCUGUCAGCAUUUAUCAUUCAGAAUCUAAUGUAAGCUUAGUUUAGUAACUACCUAUGCAACACCUAAGCAAGACCUUGCUCUCUCUCUCACACACACACACACACACUGCCAUGUGCUCAGGCCAGCUGGCUGAUGUCUGUUUACCGGUGCUGUGUGUCCAAGUAGGGAAAACGACACAGAUACAGCUCCAUCACCACAAGAGCCAGCGUUUCUGCUGACCGUGUAGUGUUACUUCAAACGUUAGCAGCUGGCCCAAGUAGCUUGAAGGUGCGACAGAUGUAUGCAGCUGUAGUAGCCAUGUCGCUUUCUUUAGUGGUGCACUGAAUUCCCUUUCCUUCUCGGUUAAUAUGUCAGGCCUGUUUUACGUCUUCUGCAAUGUCUUUCCUGCAUGCUUCAGGGUGCAGGAAGACACUCAUGCACUUUUAGCAUUUACAUUUAUAUGUAAGCAUAAACUCAUCUCAGAGGGUAUGUAGGAUAUAUAUAUAUGUUAUCAGAACUUGUUUUAUAUGUGGUACUCAGUUCUAAAUUGCAUCUCACAAACGUUUGCUGACUGGUUAAGAAAACAUGUACCUCUCUGGUUGUUCAUGAAGUCAAAUUGGAUGGUGUUUUGGAGCAAUAAUGAUGGAGGGCCAGCUUUUUCUCAUUGUCGUCAUUAGGAAUUGGGGGGACAUGUUCAUCUCAUCCCUAAUAAGAACCCAGUGUGCCUGAAACUGUUCCCUGAAUGUGUAUGUAAACAGCCACAUCAAUUAAACGCGCUCUCUCUGCAAAAGCUUCCCAUGAGGGUUUGUCUUGGCGUGAAUGAGACCACAACCCCUCCAGGUGGCUGACAGCUCACAUACCUUUACUUGAAACCCAAAUACAAAACAUAUCAGAGAGGAGCAGAACAAAGCCAGAAUCAGUCUCCACGCUUACUCAACUUCCUGUUUGCAUCCCCUGCCCCCCUCUCAUCUGUUCCCUCUCCUUCUCAAUUUUUGAGGAAGAAGCUUUUUUGCAUCCCUUGUUCUUGUGUUUUUCUAUCAUAUUGUUUGAAUUAUAAUGCAUGCAUGGAAUACAACGAGGACAUAACUUGUGAAUAUUUGUGAAUGGCCAGAAUGAGGUAACCGUCUCUUUCACCUGGGCUCUCUACUCUGUGACUUCUCUCUCAGAGACAUUUAGAGAGGAAGAAAGAACAUAUUGUUUCUGGUUUCCCUUACCCUUCUCUGUUUCUUCAAAAUGUAGCCGUACCAAAUAUAAGUUAUGGCUCUAUGCUAGCCAUUUCGAAAGACUCUAUUAACAUGUUUAUAUAUUGUUUUCAAGAUGAUAUUUGCGAUGUCUGUGUAUCUGUAGUAAAUAUUCAUCAGAGCUUCCACAGACUCAGAGCAGAACAGAUGCAGCAGUUGUGAGGGCAGAUGUCAGCAAAACACCCUGCAGGAACUCAGUUUUCACUGCAUGUGUCUGUACAUUUGUUAUAGUAUAGUUUGGCCCAAUAUGCACUACCUGUUUUUGUAUCUUGUUCUUUUAUACUUUAGUUAUUUUAUGUAGCUUGUUUAAAGGGGGGAAAUUCAUUGCACUAUCACAGCUAAUGGAGCUGCUGUGUCUACUGCUGAGCGCAACCCUAACCAUAUACCCCCCAGCCCCCUUGUUGAGAAACAGGGAUAAAGAGAACGAGAGAGAGAGUUAGAAAGAGAGGCCAGUGAGAAAGAGAAGGUCCCUAAAAGAAAUGGAUGAGUUCUAUGCUAUUAAGAUUGAUGCUGGAUACAAUUUUAUUGUCAUACAAAAAAGGGAAAAAAAUAUCAAGAACUGUAUAAAAUAUAUUUCAAUGGAAUGUUUAUUAUUUACCUUUUAUAUUUUUGAAAUGUAUAAAGAAAAAAAUUAAUAAACUGUAAUAAUUUAACAGAGUUUGUGAAAACUGAGACUUAAAAAUCGUUAUAUUACUAAAAGUAUGAAAGUUUGAACGUGAAUGCUAACCUACCUGAUCAAAUCUUCUCCAUUAGAUAGGGAAAAAAAAAAACAAUUAGAAAAAUGAAAUCCAAUUUAAAAAGAAAAAGUUAUCAAAAAGUCAAUAAAAAUGUUAAAAGCUCAUGCCAAAAUUUUCAA
Ctenopharyngodon idella (grass carp) is the source of this 12025-nucleotide messenger RNA. RefSeq names its product potassium voltage-gated channel, Shaw-related subfamily, member 3a (gene kcnc3a). Gene Ontology annotation, biological process: potassium ion transmembrane transport; protein homooligomerization. Bases 292 to 2358 code for a protein of 688 amino acids. The record is from RefSeq and is a predicted model, not a curated record. Gene Ontology annotation, cellular component: axon; dendrite membrane; voltage-gated potassium channel complex. Lineage: Eukaryota; Metazoa; Chordata; Actinopteri; Cypriniformes; Xenocyprididae. Gene Ontology annotation, molecular function: delayed rectifier potassium channel activity; protein binding. The transcript has 7 exons.